AUGAAGUCUACAGUGUGUUUUCUUCUCAUCUUCAUCUUCCUUCUCCAGUUGAUGAUCAUAGUGAAAUGUAACAUUCCUUAAGACACUGUGGUGAAGGAAAUGAUCAAGGAAGAGAUAAAUAGUGCAGGGGCUAAGAAGCUCUCCUGCACUAGUGUUACAGCAAAAGACAGACUGGCCACCUGUCCUGCUGGUAUGGCUGUGACUAGUUGUGCUUGUGGCUAUGGCUGUGGAUCUUGGGAUAUCAGGAAUGGAAAUACUUGCCACUGCCAGUGCUCUGUCAUAGACUGGACCACCGCCCGCUGCUGUCAAAUGGCCUAA
Molecule: messenger RNA, 318 nt
Organism: Acomys russatus (golden spiny mouse)
Lineage: Eukaryota; Metazoa; Chordata; Mammalia; Rodentia; Muridae
Product: resistin-like beta
Cellular component (GO): extracellular region
Molecular function (GO): hormone activity
Source: RefSeq, a predicted model, not a curated record